Schizosaccharomyces japonicus yFS275 is the source of this 2158-nucleotide messenger RNA. RefSeq names its product Hsk1-Dfp1 kinase complex regulatory subunit Dfp1. The record is from RefSeq and is a predicted model, not a curated record. Bases 326 to 1858 code for a protein of 510 amino acids. The transcript has 3 exons. Gene Ontology annotation, molecular function: protein serine/threonine kinase activator activity; nucleic acid binding; zinc ion binding. Gene Ontology annotation, biological process: positive regulation of DNA replication initiation; mitotic DNA replication checkpoint signaling; positive regulation of DNA repair. Gene Ontology annotation, cellular component: nucleus; Dbf4-dependent protein kinase complex. NCBI's taxonomy places the organism in Eukaryota, Fungi, Ascomycota, Schizosaccharomycetes, Schizosaccharomycetales, Schizosaccharomycetaceae.
UCUCGCUAGAGCUUAAUUUGGAUGGUUCUCUGAAGCCUUCAUUUCCUCCCAUCUCUGUACACUACAAUUACAUUUACAAAAUUCUUUCAAUAAUAGCAUCAACCCAGUUCCAAUCAGUUCGAGAACGGUAGAACGGUACGUAUAACGAAAACAGUACUAGAAUUAGGGUUUGUGGUUCUGUCUGCGUGUUCUUUUUCUUACACACCUUCGACGGUUUACCAGAUCCACCAAGAGGCACUUACACUGUACCAACACUCUGAAGUCAAACUUCCCUUAAGAUUUACCCUCCCUCCCUAGGAACCGGUAAAUUCACUUUUUCUAUUUCAUGACAGUUGGAAGAUGCCCACUCGCCCCGCGAUCUACAAACAUAAUAGCUGGAAAACAUGAAACUGUUGAAAAACGGGAACACACACCAAUUGAGCACGAAGCACAGGUUGUUUAUGCGCAAGACGAAAACCAAACCAAAGACCAAGACGUAACAGUUGAGGUGACGCCAAAACGACAAACCGUUUUGACUCCCGUAUCGUAUAGAAAACCGACGAAACGAAUCAAGCAUGAUGUGCUCAAUGAGAAAAAUCUGCCUUUAAUGAAACAACUCACACAGAACGACACGGCAGAGGAACCGGCAGACCGGAAUGUGGCGGCUGCUACAGUUUCUGCUCCCAUUGUGCGUGCAUCUAAUUCACAAAAGGCGCGGCUUCAGGAAUGGCGACGUCAGUACCGAAAGGCUUUUCCUAGUUUUCACUUUUAUCUUGACUCAUGUGAAGAAAUUCUCCGUCAGCGGCUUACCAAACACAUUGAGCUGCUCGGUGGAUCUGUGGAGACGUUCUUCUCGACCAGCGUUACUCAUGUUGCCACUACCCGUGAUUUAUGCAUCAGCAUGUCUCGCUUGUCUAAGCAUGAUGUCCUGGUGAAGGCCCGUCAGCUUAAUAUGAAGGUUUGGGCAAUGGAAAAGCUUAACCGAGUGUUGAGAACAUUGCUUGAAGGGGAGCAGCCUGUAGUUGAAGCACCUCCCCGCGACUUGAGCUACUUGUUGUACGUGGAAAAAGUUCAGGGCACGAAUGAGCGAGACCUUUCGGCGCCAAGACAAGACUUUGUCCACUUCAAGGGACCCUUCCUGCUCGUUCACGAUGCUGAUAAUCUUUACAAACCCAUUCUGUUACGAGAGUGGCCGAAACCGUUGCCGGGAAAGGAUGUUCCCUGGCCUACUUUCCGUGCCACAAGCAUUGGACGCUGUCCAUUUAUUCCCGAAACUCGCCGACGACUUACCACGAAAUUAGCAGCCUACACAAAAUAUAAUCAGGUGAAGGAACCGCAGGCCGGAAACCUUACACGCUCAGCAUCGCUUGGUACAACUACCCCAGCGAUCACUACACCUAGAGAUGAAAAAACUAUUGCAUAUGGUGUCGCAAACCUACGAACUCCCGAAACACCUUCUGUUUACCAAGUGCUUGGACGCAAGAUCGACGACGGGCUGGCCGCGUCGGGCAUCUCUCAAUCUAACUUAACUUCUGUAGCUCUGUCUGCACACUCUGCUGUGCGCUACGGCAGCAAUCCAAAUAUGCCAUUGUCGGCUUCGAAGGGAAGGGACAUGAUCGGCUUGAAAAAACGCAUAAUUCAACAAAAAUCUAAUUCGGUCGUGGACAAGAAAUACCAGACUGUUCUCCAAACUGCUGAACAACGCAGGGUUCGCGUAGACUCUAAGCCGGGAUACUGUGAAAACUGUCGUGAAAAGUUUGAGAGCUUUGAAUUGCACAUUCGUGGGAAGAGGCACCGCCAAUUUGCCGAAAACCAGGAAAACUUCAAGGAGCUUGAUGAGCUGUUCAUUCUCCUCCAGCGACCCUUGUUGCCUCACUAGGUGCGCGCACGAGUGUGCUUUGCAUAACGGGUAACAAAGAUAAUGUGCUUUGGCCGUUUGCUGAAGACUACCUCUGUGUUUAUUCUUAACGCUUAGGGCUGUUGUUACGAGUAAUAUGCAAAGUGCGAUUGAAACUAAACUGUGCUGGGUAUUUGAGCGCUUCCAAUUCUCUGGGUGGACAUUGUUACGCAUUAAGCGGACAUCAUCAAAUGUGGGUGUGUCUGGCUUUCACUCAACCGCCCGGCAUCGCCUGGGAUACGAAGCUGUCAACUAUACAUGCGAGUUUUCAUGCCUACUCCC